GGACAAAUACAAAAUUAUAUGAUUUGUCCUCGUUAACAUAAACCUACUCCACUGGCACUAGCCUAACGCUUGCUUACUUGUCUCUAUAAAAUCUAUGAUUAAAUGGAAGCUCGGUAACUUAAUCAUGUAAUCUUUAAACAUUAGAUGAAGUAUCGAAAUGCCCUUAUUUGUAUCAUAAAUCACAAAAUUGCCACUAAAUUACUCCCUUUAACUGCCAUAACAAACAGACUAUCAGCAAAAAACUUCUGAAAAUGAACAAGGCAAUCCCCGUUUUUUCCUUACAUGUAAUUAUAACCCUAUCCAUACCCUUUUUCGUCUUUUCACUCCGAACCGGACUACCACGCCUUUCCGACCCAUGCAAUCGGCCGCCGGCGGAUCUCCGAUCACUCCAAACCGAUCAAACGACGGUACUAAUCAACGGCUACUCCGAACGCCGGAUUCCACUUCUCCACUCAAUCGCUGCCACUUACGCCGCCGCAUCCUCCGUAGCCGCCGUCAUCAUCCUCUGGAGCAACCCUUCAACUCCGCCACAAAUCCUCUCAGAUCUCUCCCAAAACCUCUCCCUCUCCUCCUCCUCCACCACACCAAUCACCAUCCACCGUCAACCUUCCUCUAGCCUCAACCUCCGUUUCCACCCUCACACAUCCAUCACCACCCGAUCCGUCCUCAUCUGCGACGACGAUAUCGAACCGGACACAAACUCAAUAAACUUCGCUUUCAACAUCUGGAAAUCCAACCCAGAUCGCUUAAUCGGAUUCUUCGUCAGAUCUCAUAACUACGACUUAACACAUAAAUCCUGGAUCUACACAAUGGAAACCCAGAAAUACUCAAUCAUGUUAACAAAAUUCAUGAUCUUAAACUUCCAUUACCUCCAUCAAUACACAUGCAACAAAGAAUACUCGAAACUGAGACUAAUAGUAGACGAAAAGAACAACUGUGAAGACAUAUUGAUGAACUUUGUGAUAGCGGAGCAAGUGAAAAAGGGUCCGAUGUUGGUGGGUGCGAAGAAAGUGAGGGAUUGGGGAGAUGCAAGGAAUGAAGGUGAAGGUAUGAAGGAAAGGGAAGUGGGUUUGAGUAGUAGAAAAGGAGAGCAUAGGAAGAGAAGAGGAGAGUGUAUUGGUGAGUUUCAUAGGUUAUUGGAGAAGAUGCCAUUGAAGUAUAGCUAUGGAAAAGUGAUGGAAGCCAUUGGAGAACAAGGUUUAUGUGAAAAAGGUGGCAAGUUGGUGUAUUGUGAUAAACAAAUUUUUAGAUGAAAUUAUGAGAAUUUUCCUAAUUUUUCUUU
Solanum tuberosum (potato) is the source of this 1282-nucleotide messenger RNA. RefSeq names its product glycosyltransferase family protein 64 C3-like. The record is from RefSeq and is a predicted model, not a curated record. Gene Ontology annotation, molecular function: glycosyltransferase activity. The coding region runs from base 252 to 1253 and encodes 333 amino acids. The transcript has a single exon. NCBI's taxonomy places the organism in Eukaryota, Viridiplantae, Streptophyta, Magnoliopsida, Solanales, Solanaceae. Gene Ontology annotation, cellular component: membrane.